Emys orbicularis (European pond turtle) is the source of this 2097-nucleotide messenger RNA. RefSeq names its product NIMA related kinase 8 (gene NEK8). Lineage: Eukaryota; Metazoa; Chordata; Testudines; Emydidae. The record is from RefSeq and is a predicted model, not a curated record. Gene Ontology annotation, molecular function: ATP binding; protein kinase activity. Gene Ontology annotation, biological process: protein phosphorylation; animal organ morphogenesis. Bases 1 to 2097 code for a protein of 698 amino acids. The transcript is spliced from 15 exons. Gene Ontology annotation, cellular component: cilium.
AUGGAGAAGUACGAGCGGAUCCGGGUGGUGGGGAGAGGAGCUUUCGGAAUAGUGCACCUGUGUCUGCGCAAGGCUGACCAGAAGCUAGUGAUCAUUAAACAGAUCCCUGUGGAGCAGAUGACGAAGGACGAGCGGCUGGCGGCACAGAAUGAGUGUCAGGUGCUGAAGCUACUGAAUCACCCCAAUAUCAUCGAAUAUUACGAGAACUUCCUGGAAGACAAGGCUCUUAUGAUUGCUAUGGAGUAUGCACCAGGUGGCACCUUGGCAGAGUUUAUUCAUAAACGUUGCAACUCCCUGUUGGAUGAAGACACCAUCCUGCACUUUUUUGUGCAGAUCCUACUGGCCCUUCAUCAUGUUCACACCAAACAGAUCCUGCACCGGGAUUUAAAGACUCAGAACAUUCUGUUGGACAAGCACCGCAUGAUCGUCAAGAUUGGAGACUUUGGCAUCUCAAAAAUCUUGAGCAGCAAGAGCAAAGCCUACACAGUUGUGGGGACUCCGUGCUACAUCUCCCCGGAGCUGUGUGAAGGGAAACCCUACAACCAGAAGAGCGAUAUCUGGGCGCUGGGCUGUGUGCUUUACGAACUUGCCAGUCUCAAGAGAGCCUUUGAAGCUGCAAACCUGCCUGCCUUGGUGCUAAAGAUCAUGAGUGGGACAUUUGCUCCCAUCUCAGACCGAUACAGCCCAGACCUGCGCCAGCUCAUCCUGAGCAUGCUCAACCUGGACCCUUCCAAACGGCCCCAGCUGAAUGAGAUCAUGGCCCAGGCCAUCUGCAUCAGGCCACUUCUGAACCUUUACACUGAUGUGGGCAGUGUCAAAAUGCGAAGGCCUGAGAAGCCAUUAGCUACAGUGCCACCAGUGACCCACAACAGAGCGGGAGGAAGAGUGACCAGUGCCAGACCCAGGGGUGUUCGAGUUUGCUCAGCCAGGACUGGAAUCCCACCUCCCCUGUCUUCCAUCUACACCUGGGGCAGCGGAAUCACCACCCCGCUCCGCCUGCCCAUGCUCAACACAGAAGUGGUGCAGGUUUCUGCAGGGAGAACCCAGAAGGCCGGCAUCACUAAAUCAGGGAGGCUCAUCAUGUGGGAGGCUUCCCCAAUGGGUGCCACUGGAGGCCCCUCCCUCCCAGGGGCCACAGAGCAGCUCCAGCCUCAGUUUGUGUCCCGCUUCCUGGAAGGCCAGUCCGGAGUGACUAUCAAACAUGUGUCCUGUGGUGACCUCUUCACAACCUGCUUGACAGACAGGGGGAUAAUCAUGACUUUUGGCAGUGGCAGUAAUGGUUGUUUGGGGCAUGGAAACUUCACUGAUGUAACACAGCCUAAGAUCGUGGAGGCGCUGCUGGGCUACGAGAUUGUGCAGGUGGCCUGUGGCGCGUCUCAUGUGCUGGCCAUUUCCAACGAACGGGAAGUGUUCGCCUGGGGCAGAGGGGACAAUGGUCGGCUUGGGCUGGGAACUCUGGACUCCCACAAUUCUCCCCAGCAGGUAGCUGUUCCGCCUGAACACGAGGCUCAGAAAGUCCUUUGUGGUAUUGACUCCUCCAUGGUCCUGACGGUGAAGAACCAGAUUCUUGCUUGUGGGAGCAACAGGUUUAACAAGCUGGGCCUGGAUAAGAUUGCGGAGCAGGGGGAGCCGGCCCUGGGGGAUCAGGUGGAAGAAGCUCCUACAUUCACGUGUGUCCAGUCAGGGCCCUUAAAUCAAGAGCCGGUGGUGUGUGCAGAUAUUGGAACAGCCCAUUCGGCUGCAGUCACAGCUUCUGGCCAGUGUUACACCUUUGGCAGCAACCAACACGGGCAGCUUGGCACCAGCACCUGCCGUACCAGCCGUGUGCCCUACCUGGUUGUGGGACUCCAAGCGAUUAAGAUCACCAUGGUGGCUUGUGGCGAUGCCUUCACUGUGGCCAUUGGAGCAGAGGGAGAGGUGUACACCUGGGGGAAAGGAGCCCGCGGGCGCUUGGGAAGGAAGGAUGAGGAGACCAGGACUCCAAGGCCUGUGCAGCUGGAGGAGACCCACCCCUACCUGGUGACCUCUGUCGCCUGCUGCCAUGGGAACACACUGCUGGCAGUGAAACCUGCAGGGGAAGAGUCGGGCCCCCAGUGA